Aspergillus versicolor CBS 583.65 is the source of this 1053-nucleotide messenger RNA. RefSeq names its product agmatine deiminase family protein. Gene Ontology annotation, molecular function: protein-arginine deiminase activity; agmatine deiminase activity. The record is from RefSeq and is a predicted model, not a curated record. Gene Ontology annotation, biological process: putrescine biosynthetic process. Lineage: Eukaryota; Fungi; Ascomycota; Eurotiomycetes; Eurotiales; Aspergillaceae. The coding region runs from base 1 to 1053 and encodes 350 amino acids. The transcript has a single exon.
AUGGCUACACACAGUCGCUUUUACAUGCCCGACGAGGGACAUCCCCACGAACAAACUCUCAUGGCCUGGCCGGGGAACAGCAACCCAAGCUAUCAGGAACCCGGAAGCCUCAAGCGCAUGAAGGCUGAGCUGGUCAGCAUAGCAAAGGUCAUCUCUGCCUUUGAGCCGGUGACUCUGAUGGUCAGUUCUGACCAAUUUUCCGACGCUGAACGUGAGUUUGCAAGCUGUGGUCAGUACGGCGUCGACAUCAAACCGACCACGGCAGAUGAUCUUGAGCCCUGGAUGCGAGACAUUGCACCGACAUUCGUGCUUAGCAAUGAGUCCUAUCCCGCUCUCUACGGGGCAGACUUCAACUUCAACGGCUGGGGAGGGCGAUAUCCGUCGUCCAGCAAUGCUCAUUUAGCUCGCGACCUUCUUAAUGAUUGGUAUAUCCCGCGUCUACAGUCGUCAAUUGUUCUGGAGGGCGGAGCUCUGGAUGUCGACGGUGAGGGAACCAUGCUAGCAACAGAGAGCUCAAUAUUGAACCCAAACCGCAACAAGGACGUGACUCGAGAGAGCAUCGAGCGGGAGCUGCACCGGAUAUUGGGCGUCACGAAAGUUAUUUGGGUCCCCGGCGUCAAAGACAAAGACGUAACUGAUGCUCACAUCGAUGCCCUUGCCCGCUUCACUAGCCCUGGCAGAGUUAUCCUGAGUCGUCCGAGUCGGUACGAUGCAGUGUGGACAAAGGUUUACAACGAGACCAGAAAUAUUCUAUCCCAGACUACUGAUGCCAAGGGACGAGCACUGGAGAUUGUGGAAUUGCCUGAUGCGGAUGCCAACGAUAUAAAAGGGUCGGAGCCAGACAUGGUGGUGAGCUACAUCAACUACCUGCUUGUAAACGACGCAGUCAUUGCUCCACGAUUUGGAAGUCCCAAAGCCGACUCCAACGCGAAAAGGAUUCUGCAGAGCGUCUUUCCUGAGCGGCAAAUUGUCCAGGUCUAUCUGAAUGAGAUUGCUGUCAACGGCGGUGGCAUCCACUGCAUGACGCAGCAGAUUCCAGCAUUGAGGGAGUAG